Messenger RNA from Ylistrum balloti, 2196 nucleotides. RefSeq names its product galectin-8-like. The coding region runs from base 217 to 1884 and encodes 555 amino acids. Gene Ontology annotation, molecular function: carbohydrate binding. The transcript has 14 exons. The record is from RefSeq and is a predicted model, not a curated record. NCBI's taxonomy places the organism in Eukaryota, Metazoa, Mollusca, Bivalvia, Pectinida, Pectinidae.
CCAUGUAACAAAUUACCUGGCCAGGGGAUACUCAUCGUAAUCUCAUGUAUGGUAUGGUCAUGUGACAUCCGAUAACACAAGUCUUAUCAAGUGCACACAUACCUCGGCACCGCCCUAUUCCGUAUAAAAGGUCUGUAUCCGUGAGUUGGUCACCGAGGUGUCCAUCAUCCACUGUCGUCGUCUCAAGAUCACCAAACCGUCCAACUACCAGCAGGCAUGUCCUAUCAAAUAAGCAGAGUGAACCUGCCAGCAACCUACAGGAUUCCAAAUGGACUCCAUGUAGGGAAACAAAUCAUCAUACGCGGCAGAGUUACCUGGGGCACCGAUGUGUUUGCCAUCAACUUGCAGCAGGAGGAGAACCCCACUGAUGGGGAGAUCGCCUUCCAUUUCAAUCCCCGUCCAAGCGCCAACACGUGUGUACGAAAUUCCUUCUCCGGGGAUUGGAUGGAGGAGGAGACCGACCAGCCCCACUUUCCAUUCGACGAUGGCAUGUCCUUCCUUCUCCGUAUCGAAGUUGCUGAAGAUGCAUUCCGAACUUACGUGCACGGCAAACCCUACAUCAACUUUGCACACAGGCUUGAUUAUGGAAACGUCCAUUACUUGCAUUUGACACCUGGCGUGGAAUAUUAUGACAUCACAUUCCAGGAGAGAUACAGUCUGCCCUACCGCACAGAAAUUCCCGGGAAUAUGGAAGUCGGCAAAGCUGUUCGUGUGAGGGGAGCUGCUCAGGACAAUGAUGGAUUUAGCAUCAACUUCGGCUGUGACUGCGAGAAUAAUUCGACGGCCUUUCACUUCAAUCCUCGCCCGACAGAGGGCGUGGUUAUCCGGAACGCCAACCUUGGAGGAUGGGGAGAUGAAGAGAGAGAUUACGAUGCAGAGUUCCCAUUUACACCCAUGAACUACUUUGACGCAAUGUUCAUAUGUACGGAUGACCAGUAUGUGGUCCAUGUAAAUGACAAGUACUUCACCAACUUCGGACACCGCUGUGGAGUUCCAGAUUCAUCCCACUUCCAUAUCCAAGGCAAUAUGGACAUCAAAGACGUCGAGUACUACGAACCCUUGGACGACGACUUCGUGAAGGAGAUCCCAUGCGGACUUGAGAAGGGAGAUGUCGUUCUCUUCAGGGGCUUUAUGAAGCCAGGUGGUGAUACCUUCUCGGUGAACCUAAUGAACGGACCUUCUGCCGACGAUGACAUCGCGUUUCAUUUCAACCCCCGUAUUGGAGAGGGAGCACUGGUGAUGAACUGCCGAAUGGGUGACUGGGGAGAGGAAGAGAGAGAAGACCUACCUUCCUGCUUCUUAAACAACGAACCAUUUGAGAUCAAAGUCGUGACAAAGAGCAGGAAAUUUAAACUAUACGUAAACGGAAAGAAGUGUGCCAAAUUUGACGCCAGAGGCCAAGUAGAGGAUAUCAAAGGUAUAAACGUCAGAGGAGAUGCCUUCAUAUACCAGGCUAAGCUUCAGAGGAAAAUGGAAAAGCCAGUAGCAAUUGAGAGAAUUCCUGGUGGUUUCCGUGAAGGCGGAUGGGUUGUUGUUCAAGGAAUUCCAAAGAAAGGAUCCGGAGGUUUCGCAGUAAACUUGACCUGUGGUGACGAUGACGCAGACGAUAUAGCCAUGCACUUUAACCCCCGACUGGAAGAGAACUGCACCAUUAGAAACACGUGUACAGGGGGAGAUUGGCAGGGUGAAGAACGGGAUCAACCAAGCUUCCCAUUCGAACUUAAGGAUACUUUUGAAGUUGCCAUCAAUGCUCAACCGGAUAAGUUUGUCACAUACGUCAAUGGCCAGAGGUACAUUGAAUAUGCCCAUCGCCUCCCAUUGGACAGCGUGUGUCACGUGAAACUGACUGGAGACGCUGACUUCUUUGAGCCAGAGUUCUUUUAAAACAAUCGGAUCAAAUCUUCAGAAGUACUACCAGUGGGAAUAGAACGUGUGGAUGAAUUGUACAUCGAAAUAGACAUUAUUCCUUGGACCAAUGAAUAUGGAUGGACAACGUCAAAUUCUUGUGUUUUAACUUGGCUUCUGAACACAAUCGCUUGUGUAUAUUGGCAUAGCAAUAGACUUGUACCGUGGAUCGUUUAUACACGCAUUAUUCAACGUGUGUCUAGUACAAUCAGGCUGAAACAUUACUACAUGUCGUUUUAUCUGUGGUCUAUAAUGUUAAAUAAACAUAUUCUAUACAUUUCUAUCUCUAGA